AUGGCGUGGAAGAUCGUCGAAGACCGCCCUACACCCCCAGAAGUGUACAAUUGGCGGCUCUACUCUGCAGCCCUAUUAAUCGCCUGGGGUGCCAUAACUUUCGGCUAUGAUGGAGCCUUCAUGGGCACUACGAUAGCUCGAUCCUCCUUCAACGAGUACUUUCAGAUCGACAGCCUCUCCGCCAGCGACUAUGCCGACGUUUCCUCUAAUAUCACAUCCUGCUUCCAAGCAGCGGCAUUUUUUGGUGCAGCCUUCUCCUGGGCGCUGAUGGAGACCUGGGGGAGAAAGAUCACGCUGCAAGUAUCUACAGUGAUCUUUAUUGUCGGGGCUAUCCUGCAGACGGUACCGCCGAAGAAUCUCGACUACAUUUACGCCGGCCGAUCGAUCUGUGGGCUCGCAGUUGGAGGCAUCACUGGUACUGCAGUGCCGGCGUAUAUCAGUGAACAAAGUGUUCCCAGUAUCCGUGGACGCCUCACCGGUCUUUUCGAAAUUGCGUACCAAAUUGGUUCGCUCGUUGGCUUUUGGGUAAACUAUGGUGUAUCCCAGCACAUCGACUUGGCUAGUAACGUCUCCUGGCGUCUGCCCAUGGGUAUCCAGCUAAUCCCCGCUGGUAUCCUCAUGGCCGGUACCUUCUUCCUCCGCGAAUCGCCCCUGUUCUACAUGAAGAAAGACCAAGACGAGAAAGCCCUCGAAGUCCUCACCUACCUCCGAAAUCUCCCAGCCGACCAUCCGUAUAUCCAAGAGGAAAUCUCGCUCUACCGCGAGAGAAUCCUGCAUGAGCGCGCGGUGGUCAGUGGGAAGCCCGGAUUGUGGGGGUACUUGCGAGGCGCGGGGAGGGAAGUUGUCUUGAAGGGGAUCAGGAAUAGGAUGGCCCUUGCUUUUGUCAUGUUUAUGUGGCAAAAUUACUCUGGUGCCAAUGCUAUCAACUACUACUCCCCAACUCUUUUCGGCUCCCUAGGAAUCACCGAUGUCAACCUCUACACCGGCAUCUAUGGUCUCGUUAAAGCCAUCGGCUCCAUCAUCUUUUACGUCUACUUUAUCGACACGUGGGGCCGCCGCCAGCCUUGGAUGAUAUCCAGCGUCGCCUGUGCCCUCUGUCUUACCUACGUGGGCGUUUACGUCAAAGUGGGACAUCCGUCGACCAGGGAUGUCAUUGACAAGUCGACAAAGAUGGGGGGCACGGCGGCUACGACGAUGAUCAUGUUUUACUCUGUGUUCUGGUCAUUUGGCGCGAAUGGUCUGCCGUGGAUCAUCACGUCGGAGAUCUACCCUCUUGGUUUGAGGGGUCUGUGUGGAGCUUAUGCGGCCAUGUGUCAGUGGUUAUGGCAGUUUGUCAUCACCAAGACGACACCAAAGAUCUUCAUAGCGAUGGGCUGGGGGACUUGGAUCUUCUUUGCAGCUUGUCUCAUGGGCAGUGCUAUCUGGUCCUACUUUUUCCUUCCCGAGACUAAAGGUCUCCGUCUCGACGAGAUGGACGCUCUCUUCGGUUUCGCAGGGCACAAAGGCUCGGCGUUCGAACACCCCGACGUGUAUCAGGCGCACGACUCGAAAGCGAGGAAACUGGAGAGGGUGGAACACCGAGAAGAUGUCACCAAAGCUACCGAGUUGGAAGAGGUAUAA
Molecule: messenger RNA, 1620 nt
Organism: Cryptococcus wingfieldii CBS 7118
Lineage: Eukaryota; Fungi; Basidiomycota; Tremellomycetes; Tremellales; Cryptococcaceae
Product: MFS quinate transporter QutD
Exons: 8
Coding region: 1-1620 (539 amino acids)
Biological process (GO): transmembrane transport; carbohydrate transport
Cellular component (GO): membrane
Molecular function (GO): carbohydrate:proton symporter activity
Source: RefSeq, a predicted model, not a curated record